Molecule: messenger RNA, 980 nt
Organism: Striga asiatica
Lineage: Eukaryota; Viridiplantae; Streptophyta; Magnoliopsida; Lamiales; Orobanchaceae
Source: the annotation of a GenBank genome assembly
CCAGACUGCAGGAGCGACAGGUAAUUAUUUUUCUCUGCUGCGUAUCAACGGCCGCGAUUGGGUUGAAGCAACCAAUCUGAGCCGUUGAUGAGAAAUUCGGGAGAAAUUAAACAUCACGUGGGCGAAGUACCGAAUUUACCCUUCCUUCGUCAUUUUUUAUUUUUCACUCGUGUUGAGCUUCUCCAGUUUCUUGAACAAAGACAAAACAAAGCUUCUCUCUCUAGCUAUGGAGGGUCCUUGAAAAAAUUCUCUCUCCUUUGCGUUUGCUACUCUAGAUUCCUGCAACUCAUCUUCUUCCAAAGCUCUUCUUUUGCUACUGCCGUUGACAAUUGACCCUAAGAAAAGUGUGUCUGUUCUUUACUUUAAAGAUCCUUCACGACCUUAUUCAAUAUCAACCUUGAUGACUCCACCGUUCUCCGGAAUUGAGGGGCAAAACCAGUUUAAUGCACAUCUAAUGGCUUCCUCAUCGUCUGCUGACUGCAUUACCCAAAAUACCCUCGGCCUCAAAGAGCGCAACUACUUGGGACUGUCCGACUGCUCGUCUGUCGACAGCUCGACUGUCUCAUCUUCGCCCGACGAAGGCAAAACCAAUCUGAACCUUAAGGCCACAGAACUGAGGCUCGGCCUUCCUGGUUCUCAGUCCCCCAAACGAGACUUGGAUUUUUCCCCUUUAAGCUCUGUGAACAAACUUGAUGAGAAGCAGUUGUUCCCCUUGGUCCCGAAUACAGUCAUCGUAUCUGGAAAUAAGAGGGGAUUUUCUGACACUGUUAAUGCCAACUGGAUGUUCAAUGCUGACUCAGGACUACCUAAGACAACCGUAAAGAAAGAAGCACCCGAGAAGGAUACAGUAGAAUUCAGCAACAAGAUGAAUGGUUCUAACACCAACAAUGCACCAGCUGCUAAGUAAUUAUUUUUGUAAAAGUUAUUAUAUGUCUGGAUAUUUUUUUUUUGGGUACACAAUUUAUAUUGCCCCUUACUGC